Messenger RNA from Symsagittifera roscoffensis, 2534 nucleotides. RefSeq names its product receptor-transporting protein 4-like. Gene Ontology annotation, biological process: protein targeting to membrane; protein insertion into membrane. Lineage: Eukaryota; Metazoa; Xenacoelomorpha; Acoela; Convolutidae. Gene Ontology annotation, molecular function: olfactory receptor binding. The coding region runs from base 1431 to 2534 and encodes 367 amino acids. The transcript has 5 exons. The record is from RefSeq and is a predicted model, not a curated record.
UUUGCUAAAAGUCAUGUUGGUAAAACGAAAACUUAAGAUAGAAUUGAAAAUGUCUUUGCAACAUCAAUCGACCGAAGAGUUUUUUGAUUUUUUAAUACCAGUAUAAUGGACCAAUAAAUAAUAUUAACGCCGAUUAGCCAUUCGAGAAUGAACUUUUUGUGCUCACGUUUACUUGAGCUAAUUCAAUAGACUCUCCAUCACUGAAGAUUUAUUUCAAGAGUCAUCUCAAGAUAAACUUCAAUUCCAGUCGAAAGCUCAUUUCGAGCUCUUGAAAUUACAAAUCGCAGGCUUUGUUUUUAAUUCGCUCAAAAUUCUUCAUUUUAACUUAAACAUCAGCAUUUUAAAUUAAAAUUUAUCGACCAAAAAUUCGCACCUCUGACCAAAGAAGUUUCAAAAAGUCAAACCAAUCGUACAUAGUUUUUGCCGACUAACUUAAUGUUUUACACAUUGCUCUGAAUCAAACCAACCAACUAAUCUAACGAAUUUCUCACCCACAAAAAUAGCAUAAGCUAUCUCCUAUCUGAGAACGGAAAGAAAAGAGAGAAGAGUACCUUGUAAUAUUGAAUCUUUCAUUGUUAUUCCGUCAUUAAAAACAAUACCAGCUAAAAAUUAUUCUUUUUGUUGCGGUCAAUUACUAUCAACUCGCUCGACUAGUGAACCCCGAAACUUUGUUUGUUUUUCGUCUCUAUUUUGUUAGCGCCUUGUUUGUUGCAUAUUCCGCCUUCAAAACACAAGUUCGAAUCAAGUGGGCUUAAAUGAUCUUUUUCGGAUCCGCUGAUAAACAUCUUGAAACUAAGUUACUGAAAAGCCAGCUUGCUGCAAUUAUGCGAUUUAGUGGAUUUUGUUAGAGGUACUUUUUCCAGGGAGAGACCCGGAAAGAUUAACUAGUUUACAAAACGGAAAGAUUUGCUCGAAUCGAACAGCUAUCAAACUUGUGCUCUUCUCCAAAGUGAAGUCUUGUCGAUAAGUAGGACAAAAAUUCGGUUUAAAGGAGUAUUUCACAGCUCUUCAGUUUAGUUUGAGUUUUUCGAGCGAAAGUUCAACAUAAUGAUGAUAAAAUAAUAAGUCCCAUAUUCAUAAGCCCAGAUUAAGCAUUAUUGUUUCUUCAUUUGUUGACUUCUCCUUUAUUCUUUUUUGGGCACUUUAUUUAGACCAAAAUAGCUUCCACAAAGAAGAACAGUUUGGAAACCAAAUAUCUGAGAUUUGAAUUCUAAUUGAGAAUUCAUAGCUUUACUGUUUAAUUUACGACUGGAAACAAAUUUGACAUCAAGAAAGAACGCUUAAGGAAAAUAGCGUUUCCACAUUUGAAAGUUUUCAUAUUUCGAUAAUUCAAUCUUCAACCUUUGUAGGCUGAAACAAAGUCAACAAAGGUCGGCGAAAAUCAAUUGAGGUCAUCUAAGCGAGAGACGAAAGAGAUACCGUUCUUGUAAAUGGCAGCGACAGUUCAUUCUGAGAGGACUUGGAAGGUCGAGUUCCUCAAGUACUUCCAGCGGUUCUUGGGAGAUACCUGGUUCCUCUGCAAGUGCAACGAGAAAGACCCCAUUCCCGAGAGGUGGAGACGAUUCAGGGAUUCGGCUAAAGUCAGGUUCUGCUGCGAGUCGUGCAGCAACGGGUGGACUUCGAUGAAGGGGCGAAUAGUGUUUUGGUUCUACCUGGACUACAGGACCAGAGUGGGCUACUGUCUGUUCAAACUGUACGGUCAGAAGUGCAAGAAGUGCAACAAGAACAUGGUGUUCGAACCCCCCAUGUGGUACCCAGAGGAAAUCAACAAGGUGAUCUGCAACGUGUACAACAGGAUAGGCGAAGUGUACUACAACUUCCAGAAGACGACUCUGCUGGUGGACAGGAGAGACGGCAGACCCAGACUGCAGCACAACAGGGACCUCUGCCAGGCGUGUCAGACUGGCGAGUGCUGGAACGGACCGGGCGACAUCAUCAACGCAGAGGGACAGCACAUGUCAAGCAGAGCAGCACUCGAAGGAACAUCGGAUGAUCUAAGCUCACCAAAUUCCAUCAGCGAAGGAACUGGAAGCGAGACAUCGGCUGCCGAGAAAGACAACCAAAGCCCCGAGAGUUUAAACCACGAAGCGAUCAAAAGCGAAACAGACUAUGAAGCCGAGAGCGAAUCGAGCAAGACUCUCCGAACUCCAGAGGCUGUACGAAAUCCCGAAUCGGAUGACAGCGGAGUUAACUCGUCUCAUUCCGAGUCAAAGCCGAUUGUUCCGAAGGAGCUGACGAUUCCUCAGUCGGGGUUCAACUACUUCGCCCCUCCCCCUCAUCACCCCCACCCAAUGAUGCACAACCCAAAUAUGGGAUUUCUGAUGUCCCCACCUGGCGGUGGAUUGAUGUUCCCGCCGACCCCAACUCAAACCAUGAGCUCACCCAACAUGCUUAAGAACAAUCCGCUGAUAUACAACUACCCUCACGUGCGAGGUUUCCCGGGUUCGAAACCAGCCGGGCCUCCAAUGGAUUUGUCGCCAACUUGGACUCAUUUCAAUUUGUACCACGCUUUAAACCGAAUGUAUAUAUCUUAA